AUGAAUAAGGAAUAAGAUGAUUAGGAAAGAUAACCAAUACUAAUUGAAAAAGAUAAUUAAUAUUUCGAUUGGGAAUCAUUUAAGAAAUAAUAUUAUCAAUAAGAAAAUAUAUUAUAGACAGCUUUGAAAUCAUUAAAUGAAUUACAUAGUGAUAUUUCAAGAAAAUUAAUUUAAUUAGAGUAUGCAAUAUUUGUAGCAUUAUAGUAAAUCAGAUCCAAUUUGUGAAGAAGAUGAAUAAGAGAAUAGAAAAUAAUUUCAAUCUAUAGAUAUUAAAAAGUAUUAAGAUUAAUUUGAUGAUUUAAAUUUGAUUAUGAGUACAAUGUCUAGAAUGCUUAAUGAAUAUACAAUUAGUCCAGAAGAAGUCUAAGCAAAAUUAAAGAAUAAUAUGUUAAGAAGAUUUAAGGAAAUACAUUAAGAACAUGAUAAAGAAGUUUUAAAAUUGAAAGUACUAACUUGAAAGCAUUAAUAGUAAGCUAUGAAAACAAAUAUCUAAAAAUAUGAACUAUUUAAGGAUGCAAUCAAAAACCAAAAUACUUAAGGAAAUUAAAAAUAUAAAAGAGAUUAUUAAUUUAAUGAUUUUCUCUCAAGAGGAGUUAAUUAAGCAUCUCAUGUACUCGAUAUGGCUUCAACAAUCCAUUCAAGUCUUGAAGAUUAAGGCUAUAGGGUAUCCUCUAUAUAAAAUAGAGUUACUGAAUAUAUAGGUAUGUUAUCUUUUGAUCAAUAGGAUAAUUUGAAGGAAUUAACUAAUUGAUUAAUGGUAUAAGGUAUCAUAAAAAUAAGGGUUAAAUACUAUUAAUGGGUUUAAUAGCAUUAUUAGUUGUGAUAAUUUUAUUUAAAUUGAUGUGA
Paramecium pentaurelia is the source of this 846-nucleotide messenger RNA. NCBI's taxonomy places the organism in Eukaryota, Ciliophora, Oligohymenophorea, Peniculida, Parameciidae. The record is from the annotation of a GenBank genome assembly.